CCACAGGUGUGGAAAUCUGAAUAUAGAUCAAUGCCGUGUUCAAUUUCCAUGUGAAGCCUCUUUGUUAGAGGUCUGGAAGUGUAAAUUAAAUUGAAAAAAAAAAAUAUCAGAAAGAUGAAUACGAACCUGCUGAUCAUGAUCCUGGCAUUUUCGGCCGUGAGUUUGUCACACGCGGCCCACGUAUAUUUGGGAACCAUCGUCUUCGCCAAUGUCUUGUACAGACAUGGAGAUAGGACACCUAUAGAUCCUUACCCAAAUGAUCCUUACAACAAUGAAAGUAUUUGGCCAGUUCCAUAUGGUCAGCUAACAAAUGUUGGGAAACAUCAACACUUACUGCUUGGUCGUUCGCUUCGCAAACGCUAUUCGCAUCUUCUAAGCAACUUCUAUUCUCUAUAUGAUAUCUAUAUUCAAAGUACAGAUGUAGAUCGUACUUUAAUGUCAGCAGAAUCGCAUCUUGCUGGCCUAUAUCCGCCAAGUGGUAAUCAAGUAUGGGAUAAUAUUAAAUGGAUGCCUAUUCCAGUGCAUACUAUUCCGGUAGAUAAAGACCAUGUAUUGGCUGCUAAGAAAUAUUGUCCUAGAUACGAUUAUGAACUGGGAAAAGUUCUUAAAUCACCAGAAAUUAAACGCAUAGAUAGAGAAAACGAACACCUGUACACAUAUCUAACAGAGAAAACAGGAAAGAAAAUUUCAUCCCUUAUAUCUGCAGAGCAACUGUAUAAUACUUUAUUUAUCGAGAGUAUUUAUAAUAAAACACUCCCGGAAUGGACAAAGUCUGUGUUUCCUGAUAAACUUAAACCACUCGCAGAGAAAAGUUUUACAAUCGAAACUUACAAUAAAAUACUUCAGAGGUUAAAAUCAGGAUCACUACUGGGAGAAAUGAUAGAUCACAUGGAGAAGAAGUCAAAAAAUGCACUGGUACCAGAUAGAAAAGUAUGGAUGUACAGUGCCCAUGAUGAAACUGUAGCUAAUUUAUUAAUGACUUUGAAUUUAUUUGAUUUGCACUGUCCCCCAUACACUGCUAUGAUUCUUAUAGAAUUAAGAAUAAACUUAAAAAAUCAGUAUUUUGUAACGGUAUCUUAUAAAAAUUCUAGCGAAGAACCAAUUCUAUUAACGCUACCUGGUUGUACCGCGUUAUGUCCUUUAAAUCAAUUUAUUACGCUAACUAAAGAUGUUAUACCUAUAAAUUGGGAAAAAGAAUGCGCAAUGGAUGUGGACGAAUUUAGAUACAAUGUUAAUACAACUGCAGUUAUUGCCAUCCUGACAUCUUCUAUACUAAUGUUAGUUUUACUAAUUUUAGCUAUAAUUGGCUUUAUUUCUUGGCAUUAUAAACGAGAACACAAUCAGUAUUAUCUUCGACUAACAACGGAUCCUAUGUAAUGGAUAUAGUGGUGUGCAAACGAAAACCACAUUACUUCUAUAAUCAGUAUCAUCGUAAUCGAGUGAUUAAGAUAAAUACUAAACUCGUAUCGGCUUUUACAUACAUUAGAAAAUAAACUGUUUACCUAAAAAAGAAAAGGCUGA
Messenger RNA from Dufourea novaeangliae, 1521 nucleotides. RefSeq names its product prostatic acid phosphatase-like. The transcript is spliced from 7 exons. The coding region runs from base 115 to 1377 and encodes 420 amino acids. The record is from RefSeq and is a predicted model, not a curated record. Gene Ontology annotation, biological process: dephosphorylation. NCBI's taxonomy places the organism in Eukaryota, Metazoa, Arthropoda, Insecta, Hymenoptera, Halictidae. Gene Ontology annotation, molecular function: phosphatase activity.